AUGAGUGACAGCACAGCUAACGAUUUGGAAUUUGAGCAGCAGCUCAACGAAUUUUUACAAUCAAUAAAAAUCAAGAAUGCCCGUUUAGCGUUGUCCUCUUCAUUAAAACUUUUAGAUUAUGCAAAAUUAACGAAAAAAGGAAUUCCUAUGGCUCUAUCAAAACUUGUUCUUGCCACAUAUCUAAACAAGCAUUUUGGAGAAGAUUUUUAUAUUAAUUUUAAAUCAUAUCUUGGGGAAAUUGAAGAUUUUGAAUCUCAAUGGGAAGAAGCGAAAAAGAUAAUCGUAUUAGAUAUAUUAGAUCUCUACAGAGGGCUAAGCAGUUAUCUCAAAAACGAUUAUUUCACUACUGUCAAUCCAUUCAAACAAAUUGCAGAAUAUUUAAAUGAAGACGAAAAUAUCAAGUUAGCUAAUAUCAAUCGCCUACUUAUGCUUUGUCAUGACUGUUCAUCAACAAUAAGCAAAGCAAUUCUCUCGGAUAUUGCUUCAAUUGGUUUAAAAAGGAUAAUUAAUUCCAUACAAGUUCAAAAAGAAGGAAAUUACAACGAAAAACAUCUGGAAAAGAGUAUGACAUUUAUUAAAAACUACGUUCCAAAAGAGCAACAAAAUGAUUUAAAUACAUUUUUGUCCCAACUCAUGUUUGAAUUCGCUAUUUCUGAUUCCAUUACAAAGAAGGCAGCAGCACUUCAAAACUUUACAGGUUUUCGCGCUUUUUCGCAAGAAACAAUAGAAAAAUUAAAUGAAUAUAAAGUUGUUGAUCAUUUAAUCGCAGAUUUACAUCAAGACUUAGUACCAAAAUUUGUAACGUUUUUCAUAAAGAUGUGGAAUUCAGGUCAAUUCAUUGAUGAACAAUUGGAAAAAUAUUGGAACGUUUGUGUUAACGAGCAUCAAACAAUUAUUGAUAAAUUUUUUGCGGACUGGCCGAGACUUUUUGCUAGUAUUCCGAAAGAAAAAAUGCAUGUUUUUUGGGAAGUCGUUAUUCAUUCUCCGAAAUAUCCAAAAGCUGCAUUAGAUUUUCUUAUUAAGGUAGCACCGAAGGCAGAGGAUAUAACAAAAUGCAAAUUAAUUACUUCUUUGUCAAAUUGUGAAGAAAAAAUCGAUUGUGUUUACGCAAUUUGCGAAUAUGCUAAGGUGGCACCAACUAUAUCCCAGGCGGUGAUUUCAAAUGCGUAUACAGGACUUCAUAAAGGAAAAAACAAAUAUUUUCAUAUUUUGGUUUUACUUAAUUUAUUGAAAGAACCGACAAUGGAUGAUCUGGGACACGUUCUGGAUUACGGACAAUUAGAUCCGAAAGAAUCACGACCACUCUUUGAACUAAUUUUGAAAAUUUGCAGGAUAUUAAACCAUAAUUUAACAAAAGAAGAGUUUGACAAGCUUAAAAUAUUAAUAGAACCAGUUAUUAUUGAAGAUUCCCGCCUUGUUACUUUGUUUUUGAACCAAUUAAUUUUAAAUCACAUAAUAGAUACAACUUUAGUGCAUACACUCCUUAGUUGGCUUGUUUCUCAGAGCCAUGUGAUGACAGAUUUUAUUUUCUCUCUGUUUCUUUUCAUUAAUAAUUUAGAUAAUAAUAAUCAAUUUGAUAAUUUUGAUUUAGUUGGGUUCCAAUCGAUCCUUACAGUCCUAAAGAAUAGCGAUGAUCCAGAAGUAGCUACUUUUAUGACGAACUUGAUCAUGAGAUGCAGAAAUAAUCAGUUAAUCGAUAAUUUGAUAGUCCAAAUCAUGGAAGAGUACGUAUCCAAUGCAUCAUUAAUAACUAUAUCAAAUUUAAUAUACCAAAUCGAAACAAUUUUGGUAAAUCCUCCAAAAUGCAACAAAUUUGAGUAUAGUCCAUUGAUUACGAUCAAACCGACUGACAAAGGAUCAAUAAUGAUACCAUUCGGGUCUACAGUUGAUUUCUUCAAGCGUAGAGUUGAAUCUUAUUUGAAUACAGAUUUUAAUCAGCUCGAGUUCUUCAUAGGCGAAGAUCCACUAACAGAUAUUCAUCACUUCACGGCCAAUGAAGAAAUUACCGUAAAAUCUCCGAUUUUCGGCAACGGUGCAAGAAAAUGGUCGAAAUCUGAGUACCCAACAACAGUUUUAGCGAGGUAUUCUGGGAAGUUAUUCGAUAUAGUCAAAGCCAACUCCAAAGAAUCCGAAAAUGCAUUGACAGUUUUGAAUUUACUUCCAACAAUUGAAUCCGAAAGCAACAUUUUCAAAUCGAAGACACCAAAUUGGAAAGAGGUCUUCGAUACAAAAUACCCUUACGUACUCCUUUAUCGAAUGAACAUAUUAAGUCACUUGAUUAAUCUGAAAAACAGGAGAGACAUCACUUAUAUCUUUACUUCAGGUGGCUUCAAGUACUUGUUGAAGCUCAUCAUUGACAACAAGAGCAUAUUUAGUCGUCCAGAACAUGUUGAUUUGUUCGCAUGUUCAGUUGGUAUGUUAGUAGCCUCAGUUGCCACAAUUGAAGAAGCAAAAGACAGUAAACUGGAGACAUACAACAGUUUGGGAUACAAAGCAAUCAUGGAUUCUUUAAUAAUUUGGGUUCAUAAUAUCAAAUUUGAAGAAAGAAGUUAUUCGUUGAUGGUUCAGAACAUUAUGUUCAUUAUUUGUGAUGUAGCACGUUAUAAUGCUGAUCCACUGCUGGAAAAUGAGAAUUUUGUUGAUAUUUUCAAAUCAACAAUUUUUGAUAAUAGAUAUUACUUACAAGAAGUCUUCGGAUCGGUCAUAGCUUCAACAGAUAUGAUUAAGAUCGAACCUAUUAUACUUUCUUUCGUGGAAUACGCUCGAAAUGGCAACUGUUUGAGUUAUUUCAAACUUGUGAAGAAACUUGCACAGAUAAGUAACAAACCAGUGGAAGUAUGGAAGACACUGGCCAAGUAUCUGAUGGAUAACAUGUUCAUUAUGAGUCCAAAUGCAAAACUUCCGGAAGAUUUCGGACAUGAGAAACUUUACCCUAAAGAUUUCAAUAAACCGAAGGCUAAGAAGGGUAAGAAGAAACCAAAGGUAUCAAAUGCAACUGACGAUAAUGGCUCAAAUAACGAAGAAUUGAAUAAUUUUAAUUCGGUAGAUUCAAAAUCAGAUAGAAGUUCUUUUUCAUCACAAGAAACCCAUAAAAGCCCAUCAGCCUUUGAUUUGAAAGACGAAAGUCAAGAUAAUUUCGAAACAAAAACAAUAGAAGAAAAUAAUAAAAAUUCAGAAGAAAAUAAAGCACCAAAAGAUAAUACAAGUAAUCUAAAUGAAGAAAAUCCAAAGAAUUCAGAAGAAAAUUCUGAUAUCUCAAAUAAUAAUGUUCCGAAAUCCGACAAUAAUGAACAAAAUACACAAAAUAAUGAUAAGAAGACUGGAUCAGAGCAAAAUACCGCGAAAUUUGCUCCAAAUGAUAUUAUUAAUUCCCAAAAUAAGCAAGAAGAUAAAGAAAAAGUUGACAAGAGACCAACCAUCUUUGCAGAAACAACUGGAGAUGACAAGCAGCAGAAAGAUGAUCAAGAAUCAGAAUAUGAAGAAGAAGAGAAAGAAGAAGUCAGAUAUUUACACCCAGGACCACAAUUUACAGUUGAAGAACUAAAAGAAGCCGCUUUAAUGAUGUCCGCAAAUGUUGCAGAUCCAAUGUUUGUUUCAUCAAUCUUCGAAACUCUUUUAUUAUUAGUAGAAAGAGUUGAUAAUCCUAUUCCUUAUGCAGAAGAACUAUGCAUGUUCGCAUUAAACAAGAUUGCUUUCAACGUAUCGAGAAUUAUUCCAGCUCCUCAUGAUCUCUUUGACCUUAUCGUUUCAAUUGUCAACAAGGACGGGUCAGUAGGAAACACAAUCUUUAAUCGCCUGACCGUUCUCAAACAUGACAGAAAUCAUUAA
Molecule: messenger RNA, 3828 nt
Organism: Trichomonas vaginalis G3
Lineage: Eukaryota; Parabasalia; Trichomonadida; Trichomonadidae
Product: ubiquitinyl hydrolase protein
Exons: 1
Coding region: 1-3828 (1275 amino acids)
Source: RefSeq, a predicted model, not a curated record